CGUUUGUGUGUGUGUCUAUUUGCAGUUGGGAGUUUUCGGAACCUGUUAAUAGCAAACGAGGGGCAGAGAAGCCACAGGCUACAUCACCGCCUUUAGCACACUGUGCCCGGCACGUAACUGCGAAGCAACAGCGGCAUUCGGUUCCAGCCCUGCAUCAACAGGAAAAGACCUAAUCCGGCCUUUUCUCGCCAUGAACCGGACUGCCCAGCUGGCAGAAACAAGAGCAGCGGGCGUAAAUUACGCACCCAGAAGCAGACCAUCCAUGUCAAAGAUCAGGUGUCACUGAAGCAAUUCCUCCUUAAAACAGAAGAAUGAUGAUCCUUCUCAGUUUGAUGCUUUAUCUGUGGCCAACCAGCAGUGCUUUAGAAGAAAGACUUUCAAAGCCCAACAUCAUCUUGUUCAUGGUUGAUGACCUUGGCAUUGGAGACUUGGGAUGCUAUGGAAAUACAACUCUAAGGUUUUCUAUCAUUCUUGAACUCCCAAUAUUGACAAUUUAGCUAAAGGAGGUGUAAAACUGACUCAACAUAUAGCAGCUUCCCCAUUAUGCACACCAAGCAGGGCAGCUUUCUUGACGGGCCGAUACCCUGUCAGAUCAGGAAUGGCUAGUCUGAAUCGAGUUGGAGUCUUCUUAUUUGCAGCCUCUUCAGGAGGACUGCCUGCUGAAGAAAUAACAUUUGCAAAGCUUCUUCAGCAGGAAGGUUAUUCUACAGGUCUUAUAGGCAAAUGGCAUCUUGGUAUAAAUUGUAACAGCAGUCAUGAUUUCUGCCACCAUCCCUUAAAUCACGGAUUUGAUCAUUUCUAUGGAAUUCCUGUGAACAAUAUUAGAGACUGCAGACCGGGGCAUGGAAGUGUCUUUAUCAAAGGAAUUAAAAUGUAUAUUCCCUCAGUCCUUCAGAUCACGGGAAUAGCUCUAAUAACUUUGGAAGUUAUGCAGUAUAUUGGCCUUCUCAGAAUUCCACACAGAGUGGUAGGCUACUUUUUUGUAUUCGUUGUUGCAUUAGUGGCAAUCGUGCUCUUCUUCUUUAACAACUUUCGGCAUCUAAACUGCUUCUUGAUGAGGAAUUACAGUAUUAUCCAGCAACCAUGGACUUAUGAAAACCUAACUCAGAAAUUUACAGAAGAUGCCAAAUAUUUUAUAAGAAGCAAUAUUGAUAAACCAUUUCUUCUGUUCCUGUCAUACCCUCAAGUCCAUACAGCCCUUUAUGCAUCACCAGCUUUUAGAGGAAAGAGCAAACAUGGCUUAUAUGGGGAUGCUGUGGAAGAAAUGGACAGGAGUGUAGGACAGAUUCUUCAUGUAUUAGAUCAAUGGAACUUAAGUAGGCGGACUCUUGUAUACUUCACGUCAGAUCAAGGAGCACAUGUCGAAGAAAUAUCAGACAAUGGAGAAGUUCAUGGUGGUUAUAAUGGAAUAUUUAAGGGUGGAAAGUCUACAAAUUGGGAAGGAGGGAUUCGAGUGCCUGGCCUUCUCUACUGGCCUGGUCUUCUCGAACCUGGAAAACAUAUUGAUGAGCCAACAAGUAAUAUGGAUAUAUUCCCCACCAUAAUUAAACUUGCUGGAGCAUCACUGCCCAAUGACCAAAUUAUUGAUGGACAUGAUCUAAUGCCCUUGCUCCAAGGCAGUGCACUCCAAUCUGAGCAUGAAUUUCUCUUCCAUUACUGUAAUGCAUAUUUAAAUGCAGUUCGGUGGCAUCCAAGAAACAGUAACUCUGUUUGGAAGGUAUUUUACUUCACUCCAAAUUUCAGUCCCAAAGAAUCUAAUGGCUGCUACGAUUAUCAUGUGUGCUUUUGUCAUGGACAGUUUGUCACAUACCAUGAUCCACCACUACUUUUUGAUCUCUCCAAGGACCCAGAAGAAAACAAUCCACUGACACCAGAAACUGAGAGCCACUUCCAUGAAAUCCUUCAAGCUGUUCGCCAUGCAGUGGACCACCACACCAAGUCAAUACUUGCUGUUCCCAACCAGUUUUCACUGGGACAUAUCCUGUGGAAGCCCUGGCUUCAGCCUUGCUGUUCUUCCUUACUCCAGCUGUGUAACUGCAACCAUGAGUCAUAAGAAAACAAAACUUUGUCUGAAGCCUGACAUUACCAGUGAGCAAUUCUUCACGUGCUUUAGGAAUAAACAAAAGAGUAGGAAAAUAAUGUCAAUUUUUGAUAAGGGCAUGUGGCAAUUGUAUUUCCUUAAUACUUAUAGCAGUUGUGCUCAGUAACAAUGUAGGGGUUACUAGAAUUGUGUUAGAGGGUUCACUCAUUCUUGCAGCCCCAGGAGAAGGGGAUGAUGGUGAGACUACAGUUUUGCUAACAUCUACAAAAGAUGUAAUUUUUCUGAGUAAAAUAGACAUUUCUGGAAACAGGAGGGCAGUCUUUUUCUUUAAUGCAUUCAGGCUGCCUCCUGUACCCCACAAUGCAUAUGGAUUAUGACAAUGAUAAUGCAUUAUGACAUUUUCCAAUGUAGCAUUGUGGGAGAAUAUGGUGGCUCAUGUAGGCCCAUUAUUAAAACAAAGUAAACAUAUAAA
This is a messenger RNA of Candoia aspera, 2513 nucleotides long. It is a transcript of the gene STS, whose product is annotated as steroid sulfatase. Gene Ontology annotation, molecular function: arylsulfatase activity. NCBI's taxonomy places the organism in Eukaryota, Metazoa, Chordata, Lepidosauria, Squamata, Candoiidae. The transcript is spliced from 10 exons. The record is from RefSeq and is a predicted model, not a curated record. Bases 599 to 2053 code for a protein of 484 amino acids.